AUGCUUGGCGCACAAAAAUAUAACGACUAUCUGGACGAAAAAAACUGGCAACUGGAAGCCCUGCGGCUCACCACCUGGACCGCUGCCGUCAGGCAGUAUGUCGGAGAUCGCUAUGACACCAUUGUUAAAAACAAGCCGACAGCCGGAAAACCACACUGCGUGGGUACGCAGUCGCUGAAAGAUGCGGGCCUGCUGUCAUCAGGGUUUGCGCUGAAGAAUCCGGAAGGCCAGACGCUGAGAGCCUGUCUGGUGACACUCAGGAAAGAUGCCAGCCGUCUCGAGGGCAUGAUUGUCUCUGAAGGCGGUGUUCCACUGACGCUGAAAGCCAUGCUGCUCACCUCCCGUGAUAUUCGCCAGGGUUACGGGGGCUACAUUGAAAAAGCCGGUGUGGCUACCGGCGCACAGAAAGCCUGGACAGCCGCACUGACAGGCUACGGCAUCAACAACGGUACCGCAGGGCAUAUGACUGUGCUCCUGAGCGCGGAUGAUUUAACCGCUGCACGGUCAUCAUCGCAAGAGGAUACCGACCGGCUGUAUCGUUUUAAAACGCCCGGAAGGCCCGAACUGAAUGCGAUGAAAACUGACAUCGAUAUGAGCGGGAACAACCUCAAUAACACCGGGACCGUGAAUGCAACCACCGGGAAAUUCAGCGGUAACAUCAACGCAUGGGAGGGUAACUUUGGCGGCGCGGUAUCGGUGAACGGGAAUAUUACCGGACAAAACGGGUAUUUCAGAGGCCGCCUCACAACCAACGAAUAUCUGCAGCUUUGGGGACUCGCGCAGGCGGGACAAGGGUGUUAUCCAAACGGCCUCAUCGCUCGUGAUACGCAGGGCGCAGUUCUCUCAUGCCAGAAUGGCAUAUGGAUGACGAACUCAGGGGUGCCUGUCGGAACGAUCAUUGCCUGGGGAGCGGGAAAUAUUCCCUCCGGCUGGCUAAUCUGCAAUGGUUCUUCAUUCUCAAAAGCAGCAUUUCCGGCGCUUGCCGCAUACUACCCUGACGGACGAGUGCCCGAUUUUCGCGGCGUCGUGUUACGCGGUCUGGAUCAGGGCGCGGGCCUUGAUUCCGAACCCGCAAGAGGCAUCCUGAGUUAUCAGGGUGAUGCCCUGCAGGAUCACACGCAUAUCGCGGGUACCGAGACAGGAUACCAUGACAAUGUGCCGUCAACCCUGACCCGCAAUACGCCGGGCGGCGAAAGUUUACGCUGGUACAACGACCGCAGCGGCAAUGUGAACACGCACUGGGGCAAUGCCCGGAUAUCAACAGAAACCCGCACAAAAAACAGGGCGGUUUUCUACCUCAUCAAAGCCCGUUAG
Rhagoletis zephyria (snowberry fruit fly) is the source of this 1314-nucleotide messenger RNA. Its product is annotated as shufflon protein A'-like. Lineage: Eukaryota; Metazoa; Arthropoda; Insecta; Diptera; Tephritidae. The record is from RefSeq and is a predicted model, not a curated record.